ACACCAAACACAAAACACAAAACACAAAACACAAAACUUUAACUUUUGAAAUAUAGUAAGAGCCAAGGCAAAACACACUAUUAUUAGCGAUCAGCGCUGGCUACCUAUUGCAAAGUAUCCCUGAAGUAGUCUAGCCGCAAAAUCAUUCCCACAAUCUUGCAAGCUACUGUACUGUAUAUCACUUGAAUCUUCAAUCCAAGCUGAGCUGAGCCCUACAUUGCAGGUAUAGCUAGCUAGCUACUAGUAGAUAGCUAGUAGAUAGCUAGUACAAGCAUUCGAAAAUGUCAGUUUCCUCGUUGGGCGUGGGCUAUGAAGCUGACAAUGACAAUGACAAUGACGAUGACAAUGACACCGAUUUCUCAGCUGAAGAAGAUACAAGACUGUGUUUGUGUCUGAUGAGUCCUUCGCUGCUCAAGUUGGCGGCGAGAAAGAGAAAGCGAAAGUCCAAGAUCAGCAGCAGCAGUUCAGUCAGCACCAGUUCAGUCAGCAGCAACAGCACCAGCACCAGCAGCAGUGAGUCUUCCUUGACGGGAGAUUCCAGUACUACUAGUAGUAGUGACAGUCGCUCCAAGAUUUCAAACUUAGUAAGUCAAGUUCAAGUUCAAGGUCAAACCUCUUGUCGUCAUCACGGUCAAUACCCACGAAGGCACCGAAACUACCCGUACCGGUACCCGUACAGCCAUCAGGAUCAGCAGGAUCAGGAACAGCAGCAGCAGCAGGAUCAGACGCAGAUGGGACAAAAGAGACCCCGUCUAUUCCGCAAGGGCGUCGUCAAAGGAACGGCAACCAACCUCAACGACUACCAGUACGAGUCUCAGUCCACAAAUCACAAGGAAAAGACGACACAAAAGGUGGUCUUCCAGUUGCUUCCGCAGAUACACACUUGGAAUCCGUCGCCGACUCUUUCAAGCAUUCCUCUUUCGCAAAGCACCGCCAGCAGCAGCAGCACACCAGCACCGAAUGCAGUCCAUCCACCCAUACAUCAGAGACUGCCAUACCUGCUAUCCCCACAACCCUGCACUAUCGAAGAAGCAUUGUCCUUCUCCCCUCAUGCCCGAUUGCUACUGGAACCUGUUGCACCUUAUCGUGUCGUACAUCACAAUGCCGCAUACGGAGCUUUUCUUCAGAGGCAAAAAGGUCCACUUCACUCCACUACGGUCGGAAUGGAAUACGAUGAGUUGAACACCGCUGUCGAAGAUCUAUUUGCCGGUCAACUCGUGGUUCUACAUCCCGUAAGGGGGUCCUCUCCAAAAGAAAUACUCGUAUACCACAAUGCAUUCAAGAACAGAAACUUCCGCUAUACACAGAAACUUACCACUUACUACUUGCUCGAAUUGGGGCCCUCUGGUCCCAUCCCUUCCCCUACCAACAACACGACUAUUCAUACCGGUGCCGGUGCAGUUAUGGAUUGUGAUUCAGAGAAGAACCACAAAAGUGGGUCACACUCACACAAUGAACUCGCCAUACCUGCACAGGCCAUUGGUUAGUCCAGCAAGUCAAGUCUAUUAAUAGUGACAGUCCACUUUGUUUGCAACACAUACAGUCGACUACUACUAGUAGUAAGAUCGUUCAACAAACGCACCGUACCGUACGGCUCCAUACCCGACUUGCAUUCGUACCAGUACACGGGGCAGCCAUCAAUCAUCAAUUGAGACGAUGCAGCCACAAUGCGCUAGCGUACAGUAGCAACACUAGCAAAUAAAAUAAUAAAAAGUUGUUUAAAAUAAUUUAAAAUUGAUUCUGGCC
Molecule: messenger RNA, 1746 nt
Organism: Seminavis robusta
Lineage: Eukaryota; Bacillariophyta; Bacillariophyceae; Naviculales; Naviculaceae
Source: the annotation of a GenBank genome assembly